Messenger RNA from Ceutorhynchus assimilis (cabbage seed weevil), 9090 nucleotides. NCBI's taxonomy places the organism in Eukaryota, Metazoa, Arthropoda, Insecta, Coleoptera, Curculionidae. The record is from the annotation of a GenBank genome assembly.
CUCCUCCCCUUUUCAAGAUUUAUCUAGACCUUUCUUCACAGUUUGAACUGAUCUCUCGGCAAUUCCGUUACUUUGUGGGUGAUAUGGUGGACUUCUUAUAAAUUUGAUUCCAUUUGCCUGACAGAAAGCAUUGAAUUCAGUUGAUGAAAAAGGAGGUCCAUUAUCGGAUACAAGUUCUCUAGGAUGAAAAAAAUCAAAUCCUCACUACAAACGCCUGGCUAAAUUUGGAAUGGACGGACUACAAUCUCCGAUGGAAUGAAACCGAGUACGGAGGGGUCAAAGAUUUAAGAAUAACACCAAAUAAACUCUGGAAACCAGACGUUCUUAUGUAUAACAGUGCUGAUGAGGGUUUCGACGGGACUUUCCAAACAAAUGUUGUGGUCAAACAUAACGGCAGCUGCGUGUACAUCCCUCCAGGUAUCUUCAAGAGCACAUGCAAGAUAGACAUAACGUGGUUCCCCUUUGAUGAUCAACACUGUGACAUGAAGUUUGGUAGCUGGACCCACGAUGGUAACCAGCUUGACCUGAUUCUGAACUCGAAUACUGGAGGCGACCUUUCCGACUUCAUAACAAAUGGAGAAUGGUAUCUUAUUGGAAUGCCUGGCAAGAAAAAUACCAUCAUCUACGCUUGCUGCCCGGAACCAUAUGUGGAUGUUACGUUUACCAUUCAAAUUAGGAGAAGAACGCUUUACUACUUUUUCAACCUCAUAGUUCCUUGUGUACUGAUUUCUUCAAUGGCUCUACUGGGAUUCACUCUACCUCCUGACUCCGGUGAAAAAUUAACAUUAGGAACCUACUUCAAUUGCAUUAUGUUUAUGGUGGCUUCUUCGGUAGUAUUAACGGUGGUAGUGUUGAAUUACCAUCAUCGAACUGCUGACAUACAUGAGAUGCCGCAGUGGAUUAAAACAGUCUUCCUACAAUGGUUACCUUGGAUUCUUGGUAUGAGCCGACCAGGCAAAAAAAUCACACGAAAGACCAUCAUGAUGAAUAGUAGAAUGAAGGAGCUGGAACUAAAAGAACGAUCAUCUAAAAGUUUGUUAGCUAAUGUAUUAGAUAUUGAUGACGACAUACGCAAUGUCGGAGGAGCAUCAGGGAACAGUUCAACAAUGACUACGAGUCUGGGUGCUGGUUUUGGAAGAAACGCCACUACCAUUGAGGAUUCGUCGAUGCCCGGUACUAGCUUUGGCCAGCGAGAUUUGCAACUGAUUCUCAAGGAGCUACAGUUUAUUACAAAUAGAAUGAAGAAGGCGGAUGAAGAAGCUGAAGUAAUUAGUGACUGGAAGUUUGCGGCUAUGGUGGUAGACCGAUUUUGUCUGAUUAUAUUUACUAUGUUUACCAUCAUUGCCACAGUAGCGGUACUACUGUCGGCACCUCAUAUAAUCGUACAGUAGAUGGUUUCAAACGCGAGAGACUGUAAACUUUUCUGUGAUAGACAGCGCAGAAUGUGUCGGCAGUUCGGCAUAAAGCAAUGUGCAGGUGUGCCAUCCUCUGCGUGGAGCAUUCACCAGCAAAAUCAAGUACAAGGCAAGCACUUAUGUGCAGCUCAUUGCUAAGUAAUGUUUCAUGCUUCGGAGCCUAGGUACCUCAUUAAUCAGUCCAGACCAUCUUACCUCGCUCCAUUUUAGUUAAGUAAAUUUUUACAUAUAAAACUUCUGCGCAAAACAUUUUAGAUAAUGUAACCACAGUCUUCCUUAUUAGUUUUUAAGGUUCUUUUAUAUGCUUAGCUUAUUUCGUAUACAAAAAUGUUUUCAUGGUGAUAGUUUGGGUUAGACUAUAACUUUAAUAAUAUAGAAAGUGUGCCAAAUAAUUUAGAACUAUUUUUAGUAGGAAAAGUUUUGUUUUUUUUAAAUUUUCUAGUGUUUUGCAAAGUGAAUUAAUCUUAAUAUUAUGGAUUUGCUAUGAUGUUGUAAAGAUUUACUGGACUAACAUAAUAUAUCCACAUCAAGACAUCGGCUAUGCCUUGACCGUGAACACUUUGGGCAAACCAGAUAGGCCACCAAACUUUCAACUAUUAGAGGAUUUUUGAGAGGUAGUCAAUUUAAAAGUUCAAAAAAAAAAAAAUAGCAAAAUUGACUAGUUGGGAGAAAAUGUGAAUUUUAAACGAUCGGUAAGGGUGAUUUUUUUAAUUAACAAAGCUAGCAUUUGUUAGAUGCAUUAUUGGUUGUCGUACACGCGUGUCUGCCCUUUCUUUGACCUCAAACAAUGUAUCGGAGAAAUGUGAGACGAACUUGCCCCAAUAAGUUACAUUAAAAAAUGAGAAAAAAAAUUGUUUCAAAGAAUUGAGGGAUCGAAUAAGGGUUUAUUAGUACUUUCCUACAUAAUCGCAAGCAAUAUUACUUUAUUUUAAUAUUUUGGCAACUUGAAAAAAAAAAACUUGUAUUUGAGAAAGAAAAUUAACCACGGUCGUAAAGGUCUUAGCUUUUAUAUUCAAGAAAUGUUUUUAUUAACUCACAGAUUAAUACGUACCGAUUAAUCGAAGCUUGCUAAUAAGCUUCUUUGGGGUCAAUUAUACCACUUAGAGAAGUUGUAACCGAAGUUGAAACUUUUUUAAAUAAUAUCGUACUUUUAAAAAAAUAAAUGGCUAUGGACUAGAAGAUAAUAUACAAUUUGCAUCUGAUUCAAUUUGACAAUGAAUAUUAAGUAUGAGUUAUAUCUACGAAAAAAGAUUGGAGUUUUACGUAAUCGUAAAAUGUUUAAUAACAAGAACGUUUAUUUCCGGUACAUUCAAAAAUCUCAAAUUUAGGAUCUUUAAAAAUUAGGCAAAGUGAUUUCGAAAAAUAUUGGCAAAAUCUGUCAAUUUAAUAUGCAAUUAUAUAUUUAUAGCAUUUUUAACAGUGUGUUCAGUAUUGUCCACGUAGACAAAACUUGUUUCAGAUAGAUAAUAUCUGAAAACUGUAAUAAAAUUUGACAAAUUUUAAGAUACAGGUGGUCUAAGAAUGGAAAUAUUCUAAAAUAUCAGGGUUUAUCACAUUCCAGGGGCGGCUUCUCACCUUGCGUUCGGUAUUUUGCUCGAAGAGCAGAGCGUGCAGAGCGGAGCCGUAACCACGUGACCAGCGAGCGAACAGAGCAGAUGAACGCUGUAUAAAAGUGCCAGAAAUUUUAAUAAACGAACGCGAAUGAGGAUACACCGAGUACACUUUUUGAAUAAACGAACGGUAAAGUCAAGCUCGGAGAACUCAGACCAAAAUAACGAACGCACGGUCAAUAAGUGCGCUCGUGCGCGCGCACUGCCUCCAAAAACCAAGCAAGAAAAUAAAAUUAAAAUUUUGGAGAGAAAUGAAACUUCAUUUAAAAAAUACCUACCCAAUUUUCUAAGUUAGGAUAAAUAUCUACUCAUUUUUCUAUUUUUGAAUUCGCACGAACGGAACGAAAGCGCGCCCUGCGCCAGUCUUGUAUAUUUUUUUCUCCCGCUUGGUUGUGCUGGUGGUCCGGGUGGUCGGUGUGGAAUCGUUCGGCGCUCUGGGUAAAUGUGUUUUCUCGCUGUGCGAUUGAUGGGGAAUAUACGGUAAGUCGCCCGAUGAAAGGGAUACGCCGUGCGCUAUUUGAAUACACACUUCCAAUGUUGUUUCCACUCAAUCGAGAAUAUUUCGAUGUUUUUUCCCCAUUUUGGCGGUUUGACAACUCUGUUGUUCUCGGUUUUUUUUUAAAUUAUAAAUUUCAAUAUCAAUUAUGUAUUAUGGCUAGAAUACAAACAUUCAAGCCUCAUUUAUGUAUUUAAAUAUUUUUGUUUUCGAUAAUUUUUCCUAAAGUAAAAAGAAAAAAAAUCAACAUACAAAAUAAAUGUAAAACAGGACGUGGCACCUCCAAAAAAUUUUCCAAGAGCGCACAACCACACUAGGUUGCCACUGGCCGCCACUGUCACAUUCCUAUCUAUAAAAACACAUUUUUGUGCAAAUUAAUAUAUAACUUUAUUAUUUCUUUUUUUUUGUCUACUGAGUCAAUUAUUGAUUGAAGAAUUGUUUUGUUUCAAUACCACUAAUUGUAAAUAGUAAAUAUUUGUUUAAAAAAUUUAAAAAGUUUUCUCGAUUAUUUCCAUCUUAUGUAUAUAUAAUAUUACCUAUCACGAACCAAAAUAUAUAGGUAAUUUCUUCGCACAUUUCUCCGAUGCCUCUUCAAACAGAAAAAAGUUAAAGGUGUCCACCAUGUAUAAAACCAAUUGUGAUGAGAAUCGCAAAUUGAAUAAUAAUUAAUAAAUAGAUGUGAAGUACACGUGUGUGAAUUUUGGAGUAUUUUGCAUUAGUGCCGAACGGUUUUAUAUCAAUAAUUCAAGGCUGCAAGAAAUCGCUGUAAAAUUUUUUUCGGAAAAAAAAACCGUUAAAAUUCAUAUAAAAUCGUUUGGGGAGAGAAACGUUGUUUUUUAUACUAGAGCAAAGCUACUGAUUUUGAGCGACUACGAUGAUACGGUGAGGAAUAAUAAGCAUAGGCGUAUGCUAGAGCUUUUUUUUGAGCGAGUUAAGUAAGACCCUUGAAUCUGAUAUAAGGUCUGAGAAUAAAUUUUUUGUUGAAAUAUCUUCUUGAAGCAAUAAUAUUCAGAUGUCCGGUUCAAUUUGCGUUGGACUUCUGGAACUAUUAAAUAUAAAAUUUUGUAAGUAUAACACGGCAUAACCCCCAUGUUUUUAUCUGAAUACUAAAUAUUUUCGAAAACUAGCUAGUCGCUGUAGUAUAUCAAAUUAGUAACAAGUAAACCAGUUAUUCUCAAACUUUAGACCAGUACAUACCGUACCAAUUUUUUCUUAAUUGACUUGCCCAACUCGACUUUCGUGCCCGUAUCUUGGCUUCUGACGAUACGCCUUGGCAGAAACUUCUCAUUCAAAUCAACUUCUUUGCAGGUCAGUACUCAUGCUCCGUGUUUUUGGAUUUGGAGGCAUGUACGCAUGACUUUCACUACUGAUUGGGCCCAGGUUCUUUUAGCUUUAGCCGAAGAUUUUGUAUUACUUUUAUUGAAAAUUUGUUAGCAUGGCGGUAGUGACUACUUCGUUCAUCAAGACCUAUGAUCGUUGACGAUAUAAAUACAUUUAAUUAAAAUUUUCCACGAGAUUUUAUUGAAGAGUUUUCUGUUGAUAAUGUUAUACAAAAUCUUCCUCUUCGACUUUUCUAUUUCUAUCCAAAGAUAAAGGCUUUUCGUCUUUCAUAUUUUUUUAUAAUCAUUUUCGUCUUGCCCGUACAUGCCUAUCAAUAUCCUACUUUUAUAUGAUAUCAUAUAUUUAUACUGAUUUGUAUUUGAUGAAAUUUUUUUUCAUUGCUACUUAUUAGGGAUUACCAAAUUGUGUUGGUAAAAGGGAAGUAAACAACCUGACAAGUAAAACAAUAAUUGUUUACCUAAAAAUAAUGUACUUUUAAACCAUAUAGAAUUUAAUACAAUUUUAAUAAAAAAAUAAUGAAAGGUCGUUUCGGACAUUUUAUAACAUAGUGUUAAAUAAAAACUUACAUAUCUAUUAUUUAGUAGUUGUAAAGCCCUAAGUUUGGGGCAUGUCGUUAAAUUGAAAAACGACCUCAUAAUUUCGACCAAAUCUUUUUUUUAGUCUGAUAAGCACUUACUAUAUGUGAACAAUAUACUAUUAUUCUAAUAAAAUUAUACUUUUGUCUCUCUUGUUAAAAUUUAGUUUCAUAUUUUAGUGUCAAUAAUACGUACUUGAAUUUUUGGAUAUUACAGGGUGUUCCAAAAUUAUCGUGCAAUAAUUUGAAGGUGUAUUCGAUUUUAUGUGAUAUAACUGUAAAACGAAAUAUACAAGGUGUCCCAUAAACAUUAUUCAAACAACCAACAUCUCCUUUAAUAUGAUUAUGAUUAUAAAGAAAAUCAUCUAAAUUGUAGGGAAUAGGGCAAAAUUGAAUCCGACACAUUGAUAUUGAAAUUUUGGAUGGAACAGCAUGUUUAUUUUAGCAUAUUUGGCUCCAUGAAUAAUGUUCAUUAUCAAAAUAAAAUUGAUUAUGAUAAUAUAUAAACUGAUGAUUGGAAUUGAAAGUUUUUGAGUUUGGGCAGCUGUAAAUUCAAUAAUAGUGUUUUUCUCUCGUUACUCUCGACUCUCAAUCAAAGCAUAUCUCUAAAAAAGCGGUUGAAUUUGGAAACUCAGUAUCGUCUUAACUAAAAAUUAUUUGUAUGUACAGCGAUUGGGGUAUAGUGGGGUAGGCAUGGGAAAAAGUUAAAAUCCCAAAUAGGUUUGAAAGUUUUUGUUUUAGGAGGCAUACAGUCGUAUAUGAAUAAAGUGGAGCAGAUGCUUUUACUCCACCUCCGUUUCUUUUUGCUGCAUUAAAGCAGAAUAUGUUUAUCUCAGGAAAAUUAAGCAAAAGCAUUUGCUUCUGUUUUAUGCAUAUGAGUCAUUAUUUAUGUAUGACAGUCUUUCACUAUGUAACCUACGUCAGCCUGAAUCAACGAGAGGGACGUGAAGAUUUUUGGAAUUAUCAGGUAUCCGAUAUUUAAAAAAAUAUAUUGAUCUAGUUGACAGAAGCUGUAAACUGCUCAUAUCAUAAAAAGCUUACAGGAUAGUGGGUCUGUGAAUAUUUCUAUAAUUUUUUCUGCAUGGCCCCCCACAGACAAAAUGUCUGGCUGCGCCACUGACCCCAAUAAUAAACGAAAUCGCAUGAAAUUAUUAUCCACGGGUUUUCAUGAUGACUUGUGCCCCUCAUCUCAACAUAUGAGCAUAAGAAACAAAAUAUUCAAAAUACCAUUUUAAUGUCUUAUCUGAUGAGCUUUAUUUAGAAAGAGACUUGCACAAAAAGUUCACCCCCACUUUUGCAACUUUGUGAUAAUCAUAAGUACGAUAUUUUUUUGUAUCAUCGGCAUGAUUCAUCAUCUUUGAAUACAUGUUUGCUUUAAUAGAACCAAAACUGAAUUUCUGGUGGUAGAGUAUUUUUUCGCUGAAACUCUCAAAGUUACGCUCAAGAGAAAACAGGGUGAAUUUGAAACUUAUUUGUAGAUGUUAGAUUUUGAGAGCUUGCGUUUGUCAUCCAAAAAAUUUUUAAAUAAAAUUGGGAGCUAUUUGUGAGCUUUGGUGACCGCCACCCCGAUCAUCCAAUGUCGACAUUUUACAUGUUAAGAUAAUGAAAACGAUUUCAGAAUUUUUGAGGCUACUAUCCACCAUCGCCUUUUUACGUAGGUACUUAUUCAUUUUCUCUACUAUAUUAUUUCGUCAAAAUUCAGCCGGAUGAAGCCUUAUGGAGCCAAGAGAAAAAAAAUAAACGAUAUCCUUUACAGAAUUAGGUAAACCAAUUUUAAAGUCGGUUGGAAGGGUAUAGAAGACUUGCGCCACUGUAUAUGGAGAAUAUUCGCAUGGUACAACUUUUGCAAAACUAGUAUAGGUAGGUACCCAAGCAAUGUCAAACGUGUCUUAUUUUGAGCCUGCCCAACACUGGCUUCAAACAUGAAGCUUCGAUAAUUUCGAUAUCACUGUGCCAAAGGAAAUAGUUAUCAAAAUAGCUCACCUGGCGCACUAGGCUAGCCUAAUUAAAAAUAAAAAACCAAAUCCACAGCUUCCAGAUUUCUAUUAGGUACCUAGUUUGUGAUAAAUCGGGGUCGAGUUUAGCUGCAAAAAUCUUGAGUACCUACACUAUUCAAAAAUUGUAAAUUGUUAUCCAACCGUAUAUACGUGACUUUCAAAAAAAGUUUCUUAACCAACAACAUAGACGGAACAAGCGAUUAACUGAAAUCUUUUGGAUCGUAUCAACAUAAAUAUUUCUGCUCAAACUCAAACCCGACUGAACGUUACUCAAGUCUGUUUUAACGUAACUUUAAGAUGUAACUAAACCCUAAGCAUACGUGAUGUGUAUGGAACUAAUACGAGCUCUUUGUAAAACAGGCUUGAAACUUAUUUGUUUCAACAACAAUUCAAAAGCUGUCAGAGCCAAUCGACUUCCCUACUACUACUAUUUUCAGAGUUACACUUUUUUUUCGACCAAUACGUUGCUUGUUAGAACAAAAAUAAUAUAGAAAGUGUUCCAUUUACAAUUUUAUAAUGGUUCCAAGUGAAUCAAUGAAACUUUUCAUUAAUUCAUAACAUGUUUACCUAUUCUCAUUUUUUUUAUUAACCGUAAAUUAUUAUGCAUCAAAAAAAUACUAGGCAUCAUGCCUACCUACCAAUUUCAUGUAGAGUAAUUAAUGAGAGUCUUAACUACACUCACAAGCAUAUUUUUAAUAUUAUCAUAGAAUAGGUAGGUAGGUGGGUACUUUUUACAUUAAUUAUGGCACGUUUAUUUGAAACCUCUCUGUAUAAGCAAUUAUAUGUAUAUAAUUAUAUAAGCAAGAAAAAAAUUUAGGUUACCUACUAAGCGUAUUGUCAAAUUUCUCAUAGAAUUUUCACAUAUGGUUGAUGUUUUCAAUAAUUCAUCCACAUUAAUCAAAAUAACUUUUAAACAGCUCAUCCCAUCCUAGAAGCUUUUCCCAAAAAAUGUCCAAAAAAAGUAUGCAUGUUAUUAAGAGGGACAUUCGAAUGAAAUGACCAAAUAGUUUAGAGUCCUUCGUAAAAUCGUAGAGGAGCAAAAUUCACCAACCAACAUGUCCUGUAUCGGUACUGGUAAUAAUCAAAUUGGUACUAUUAAUUGCUCAUUUUUAUAAGAAUAUGAUCUGGCUGUCUAGACGUGAAACUAAUUAAAUUUAAUGUUUCAAACUAAGGUAGUACCUACCAUGACAUCCAUCGGAUAAUGUUUUAUCAUUCCCCAGUAUGUGUCACUAGAUAUAGGUAUCAAUGCUCCUUUACUUAAGUUCAACUUAAUUUAUUUGUGCUUUUUACGAAGUUUUGUAAAGAUAUAUAAUCCAAAUUGAAAAUAACUGAUUCAAUAGCAGCAUUGGCUUCAAAGAAUUCCCUUAGAUAUUCAACAAAUAAUAAAUAUAUUUCCUAAAAAUGUUAUUUAAUAUUUUUAGGAAAGAGACUGGAUACAGUACAGUACAGAUAUGUACCUAAUAAUCCUAAAAUUUUUCUGAGAAGCCUUUGCUGACAUCACUGGCUUUAAUGUUAUGUUACGAAUAGGUCAACGGAUGCUCAAACUACUACGUUGCCUUCGCCAUAUCACACUUAUGUUUCCUUAUCCAAAAGCUGGACUUAAAUUUUUGUCGAAUAAAAUUGUAUGAUUGAAAUAUACAUGAGAUAUGAGUUUUAA